Molecule: messenger RNA, 1373 nt
Organism: Phragmites australis (common reed)
Lineage: Eukaryota; Viridiplantae; Streptophyta; Magnoliopsida; Poales; Poaceae
Exons: 4
Coding region: 87-968 (293 amino acids)
Source: RefSeq, a predicted model, not a curated record
CCUUCCUCUCGCCCCUCCCUCCUCCCCCUCCCAUCUCUCCCCCGCUCCUCCGCCGCCCCCUCACCCCCCACGAAUCCCUUUCCGCCAUGCCGAAGGGCGCCAAGAAGCGCGCCAAGCUCAAGAAGAAGCAGCAGCAGGCCCACCACGACGAUGGCGGCAACGACCACCACAACGGCAACGGCAGCGGCAGCGGCAGCGACAACAACACCUCGAGCCGCCGCGACGCUGACCACCACCUCCGGAUCCCACCGAACGUCCAUCAAGUGGAUGUGAACGAGGACUCGAUGGAGAGCUCCGAGGAGAUGGUGACGCCCAGGGCCGCCGCGUCGGAGGCGGACGAGGAGGAGAGGAAGGCCGCGUCCGAGUUGCACGUGGAGCGCGCCGUCGAGGUGGUCCAGGCGGACGUCGCGGGGGCGGGUGAUGCCGGGGAGGAGGUCAUGGUGGACGCGUUGCCGCCCGAAGCCGGUGAGCAGGCUCAUCAGGGUAAGGUGGAUGCGGAGGUGGAGGUGCAUGCUGUGGUCCAGGAACCGGAGGUGAAGGAUGUGGUGGUGGCCAAGGCACCCACGGCGCAGGAAGCGGAGGUGGCCGAGGCACCUGCGGUGCAGGAACUGGAGGUGACGAGGGUGGCCAAGGUGCAUCCUGUGCAUGAACCAGAACCAAAGGUUGAUGAGAUGGUGGUGGUCGGGGAGACGCCUGUCGCACCUGUGGUGCACGAACCGGAGGUGAAGGGUGACGGUGUCACAGUCGUGGAGACGGUUUCGACACCUCUGGUGCAGGAACCAGAGACGAAAGGUGGCAAUGUGGUGGUCAAGGACUCCGCUGAGGUGUCGUGGUCUCGGGAGGCUGUUGACGUCCAUACUACAGAGGUGGUGCGUGGACCUGCAGUGGCAGUGGCCACUUCGGGGCAGCGGGCAACAUGGUGGAAUUGCUGCGGGCUUUUUGAUGGAUUUGCUGGUUCAGAGAAAUAGAUGAAGAUACAGGGUUGGAACUUGGAAGUCAAGAAGACAGAAGAUGCGAUGUUCAGUUCAGAGCUGAUGGGCAUUUGUAACUAAACUGGUAGAAUUAUCAGAUGAAUGAUGAAGCUGAAGUAUUUUGAAUAACAUCGAGCUGAUGUUUGUCCGUGGCCUGUGUUUCUCCGUUUGUGCAAAGUUACACCCUCGUGGUUGUGGUUAAUAUUCUUGAUUUCCUUGUUACUCCGAAUACCUGCCGCCUUGUCUAGUGUCAUCUAGGUCCUGUUUCUGUAGCAUAAACGUUGAAGUGAGUGGACAGUAAAGAAAUUUUAUUCUUUCUGCUUUUGUACUUAUUUUUGGGGGUGUCAUCAGCUAUGUCCCUUUCUCAUGGUUCACGUUAUAAGGAGUAUAUUGUUCAAACAA